GGGAGAGACGUGCUGCUUCAUACUCUCUCACAUAUAACCCCCUCCCUCUCACCCUCACCACCUAAACACCGUGUCUUUUCCUUGGUGUUUCAGAUCCCCAAAGUGGAGCCUCCCUGCCGGUGCGGAUUCCUGUAGGACGGACCCCCCGGAGACAGUACAUGUUACUGUAACGACUCGGCGAGAUCAUGGACCCGACCUCUAUGCAGCAGACAGUGAUGGAGUCCCCCGAGGCCACCCCCGCCCCCCAGGAGGUUGACCUCGGCUCCCCCCACCUCCCCGCAGAACCCCCAACCUCCCCCAAAGCUGACCAGGCCUACGAACCACUCAGCUAUGAUGAGCUCUUCCCAGCACUCCCCAAUGCUGAGAUGGCCGCACCUCCAAUGGUUGACGCCCCAAGAGACAACUGGAACCAACUCAGUGAAAUGCGGAUUCCGUCCUCGGUGAUUACCCAAGUGUUCCGCGUGCCGUAUGAGGAGAGGGCAAAGAUUGACGGCAACAACCAGUUCGGGGAGUCGGCAUCAUCCCGCAUCUGUGCUGAGAUCAACAGGCACACUGGAGCCCACAUUGAGAUCUCCUCUGCCAAGGACCAGUCGCUGACCUUCCUCGUCACUGGAAAGAAUGACGCCGUGGCUCGCGCUCGCCGCCUCAUCCUGGAGAGGUUCCAGAUGCAGGCCCGAGUCACCAUCAAGAUUCCCAAGGACCACCACCGCUUCAUCCUGGGCAAGAAGGGCAAGCGUCUGCAGGAGCUGGAGCAGAACACGGCCACCAAGAUCCAGGUGCCGACCCCAAAGGAUGCCUCUGAGGACAUUGUGGUGAUGGGAACCCGUGAUGCCAUUGAGAAGGCCUUGCAUGAGAUCCAGCAGACCUCUGACGAACAGAGCAAGCAAGCAUAUGAGAAACUGGAGAUCCCCAAGCACUUCCAUCCGUUCAUCUGUGGCGCCAACAACGAGAGGAUCCAGGGCAUGAUGGCAGAGCAUGGAGUCCGCAUCAACGUUCCUCCUCUCAGUGUCAUGAAGAAUGAGAUCACCAUUGCCGGAGAGAAGGAUGGAGUGAUGAAGUGCAAGGAGAUCAUUACCAAGAGACAUAAGGAAAUGGAACGCAAGUGCCAGACCGUCUCAGUGGAGGUGCGCAAGUCCCAGCACAAGUAUGUGAUUGGCCCUCGCCGCUCCAACAUUGCGGAGAUCCUUCAUGAUACAGGAGUAUCUGUGGAGAUGCCACCUUCUGAGACCACUACCGAGACCAUUACUCUCAGGGGACCACAGGACAAACUGGGCCAGGCCCUUACAAUGGUGUACGCCAAGGCCAACAGUGUGGUGCAACAGGAUGUGGAAGCCCCAACCUGGCUCCACAAAUUUAUCAUUGGACGUAAGGGAGCCAACAUUCGUCAGAUCACUCAGGAUCUGCCCAAGGUGCAUGUGGAGUUCACUGACAAGCAGGGUGGAAUCAAAUUGGAGGGUCCGCCUGAGGAAGUGGAGUUAGCAGCAGAGAAGCUUGAGAACAUGAUUUCAGAGAUGAAGAGUAAAUUGUGCUUUGAUGAGAUCUCUGUGGACCCUAAGUUCUACAAGCACAUCAUAGGCAAGAACGGAUCCAACAUCAACCGCAUCCGUAAUGACACAGGAGUGCUCAUCAACAUCUCUGAGGCUGAUGGCAGCAACCUGAUCCGCCUGGAGGGCAGCCCAGAGGGGGUCAGGCAGGCCAAGCAGGAACUGGAGGAGCUGGUGACCAAGAUGGAGAACGAGAAGGAGCGUGACAUCCACAUUGACCAGCGCUUCCAUCGUACCAUCAUCGGCACCAAGGGAGACAAAAUCAAGGAAAUCAGGGACAGAUUCAACCAAGUGCAAAUCUCAUUCCCGGAUCCUGGGGAGCAGUCGGAUUUGGUGAAGAUCCGCGGCCCCAAGGAUGACGUGGAUGGCUGCCACCAGUACCUGAAGAAGAUGGUGCGUGACCUGGCCGAGUCCAACCACCAAGUCAAGGUUUCCAUCUUCCGCCAGUUCCACAAAUUCAUUAUUGGCAAGGGUGGAGCAAAUAUCAACAAAAUCAGGGAGGAGACAGGGACACGCAUUGAUCUUCCCUCUGAGGGGCAGAACAGUGAUGAGAUCACCAUCACCGGCCGCAAGGAGAAUUGUGAGAAGGCCCAGGAACGCAUUCAGAAGAUACAGGAUGAGCUGGCCAGCAUUGUGGAGGUGGACAUCAUCAUUCCAGCCAAAUUCCACAACUCCAUGAUUGGUGCUGGAGGGAAGCUGAUUCAGAGUGUCAGUGAGGAGUGCGGUGGAGUGGCCAUUAAGUUCCCGCCACCCGGAAAAGGCUCUGAGAAAAGCUCUGACAAGGUGACCAUCCGUGGCCCCAAGGAGGACGUGCACAAAGCCAAACAGAUCCUGGUUGACCUCAGCAAUGAGAAGCAGCUAGCCAGUUACACUACUGAGGUGCGUGCCAAGCAGCAGCACCACCGCUUCCUGAUUGGACGUAAUGGUGCAAACAUCCGCAAAAUCCGUGAUGCCACUGGAGCACGGAUCAUCUUCCCCACAGACAAGGAUGAGGACAAGGAGCUCAUCACCAUCAUUGGAAAGAAGGAUGCCAUUGCCAAGGCCAAGGAGCAGCUAGAGGCCACCAUCAAGGAGCUGGACCAGGUGGUGGAGGAGACCAUGACAGUGGACCCUCGCCACCACCGACACUUUGUGGCGCGCCGAGGGGAGGUACUCAGGCAGAUUGGGGACCAGUAUGGUGGAGUCACUGUGUCCUUCCCCAGAUCGGGUGUGCAGAGUGAUAAGGUGACUCUGAAGGGGGCCAAGGAGUGUGUGGAGGGAGCCCGUGCCCGCAUCCAGGAAAUUGUGAGUGACCUGGAGGAGAUGGUGGAGCUGGAGGUGGUGAUCCCGCAGCGCUACCACCGCACUGUGAUGGGGUCACGGGGCAGCAAGGUGCAGGCCAUCACCAUGCGGCAUGAGGUGCAGAUCAAAUUCCCUGAGAAGGACAGUGGCAUGCACCUCACUAAUGGGGAAGAGGACAGCGCGCAGGUGAAUGGUGAAGCUGAACCAGAGACGCGGCCUCAGGACAUUGUGCGCAUCAUGGGCAAGAAGGAGAGGUGUGAGGCAGCUCGCGACGCCCUGCUGGAGCUGGUGCCAGUGACGGUGGAGGAGGUGGUGCCCAACCGCCACCACCGCUACAUCAUCGGCCAGAAGGGUGAAAAUGUACGCCAGAUGAUGACAGAACAUGAUGUCAACAUCCAGGUGCCACCCCUGCUGGAGUGCAGCGACAUCAUCCGCAUCACUGGCCCGCCCGCCAACACGGAGCGUGCAUGCCAGGCCCUGCGGGAGAAGGUGGCGCAGCUGGAGGAGGAGGAGGCUGACAGGGAGGCCCGCUCCUUCAAGCUGACAAUGGAGGUGGACCCAGAGUACCAUCCCAAGAUCAUCGGCAAGCGCGGUGCCGUCAUCACCAAGAUCAGGGAGAAGCACAACGUUAACAUUCAGUUCCCGCCCCGCGGUGCGGCCGAGGAGAGCGUUAUCACCAUCACCGGCUAUGAGCAGAAUGUGCAGGAGGCCAAGGCUGCCAUCCUGGCCAUCACUGGUGAGCUGGACAAGAUGGUGCGUGACACGGUGGAAAUAGACAGCCGCAUCCACUCUCGUCUCAUUGGCAGCCGGGGCCGUGCCAUCCGCAAGGUCAUGGAAGAGUACAAGGUUGAGAUCAAGUUCCCCCGUGAUAAUGACGAUCCCAACAUGGUGACCAUCAUGGGGGCUCCAGAGAAUGUGGAGGAGUGCAAAGACCACCUCCUCAACUUGUCGGAGGAGUAUAUGCAGGACAUCACUGAGCGAGAGGACAUGAAUAUGUACAUGUCCCAAAACGCCUCCUCCGGUGCAGGCCCUGCCCAGACUGGUGGCGGUCAGGCCACUGGGGACGCCCCACAGCAGGGAGCACUCAAGAAGGAGGGCGGCUUUGUGGUGUCAGGUGCCCCGUGGACCCAGGAAGCUCCCAACAUGGACUCCUCUGAGGACUUCCCUUCCAUGGGUGCUCCAUCAGUGGCCACCCACACUGGCCCCACCAUCUGGGGGCCCCGCCGCUAGGCUGUCGCCCCACCCCACCCUCACACUCCAGAUAACUUCCUCCUGAUAACGAAAGGAGUAAUAAUUCUUUUGAAGGAAACAAUAUCAGCAGCUCAUGUUAAAUCUAUGCAUUCAUAUAUAGUAUAUAUAUACAUAUAUUUUUUUCCCAUUUCCGAGAACUUCUAUUAUUUUCCUUUUGGAAGAUUACUUGGAGAACUCUUCCAGUCCUUAGUUAUUUUUUUUUAUUGUUUGUAAAGAAAUAAUCUCUACUCCAUUUUUCUUUGUUGAACUGUUAGCAGGUAAAGCAUUGUUAAAAAUUACAUGAAUAUUUUAGUUAAAAAGAAUAAUUUUUUUUAUAUAUAUAUAUACAUAGACAUAAUUGAAUUUGAAAAAUUUUUAUGUGUUAAAUUAAUGAAAAGUAGGAUUAGUGACUUGACAUUUUGUUUUCCAUUCAUAAGUAUGUAAGUGGUGUAGGGACAAGGAGUUUAGUCUCGCACACACACACACACACACACACACACACACACACACACACACACACACACACACACACACACACACACACACACACACCAAAUUGACGUACCAUUCAGUCAGACACACGUACAUACACACAUCUCUCUCUCUCUCUCUCUCUCUCUCUCUCUCUCUCUCUCUCUCUCUCUCUCUCUCUCUCUCUCUCUCUCCUCUCCUCUCCUCUCCUCUCCUCUCCUCUCCUCUCCUCUCCACACACACACACACACACACACACACACACACACACACACACACACACACACACACACACACACACACACACACACACACCACUAGGCACAUUGAUUGGGGGAUCAUGAUUGUCUAGUUUGGUACACAACAGUUGUUCUUUAACUUUUACCGAGUAACAAUAUAUUUUUUUCCUUCCCAAGCCAUACAUGACGCUGUGGGGUGUAGCCACUUUGGGGGUUAACAUUAGGUUGAUAAUACUGCAUUCAGCCCAUCAGUAAUCAAUGUUAAGGGGGUCAUCACACACGUACACACACACAUACACAUACACUGUACAUAAACACAUAGCCAAAUACCUCAGUCAUCACCAGGAGCAGGUAUGUGUCGGCUGUCACCACCACAACAUGGACCAUCACACUGCCACCACCACCAUCACCACCACAGCACCACCAUCACCACCACCCCAUUUUCCUCACUGUCUUGCUGCACGUUGACGACCUGGACUCCUGAACCUGGCUAACGCUAAUUGGAAACAUUCACCGCCAGUCUUCCCAAACACAGGCCCGUUGGUGGAAGAAAUUCUCUCCAUUACCUCAAUUCCUUACGUUUUCCAUCUCUCCCGUGUCCUCAUCCUCAUCUCCUCCUCCCUGUGUUCCUUUUCUCCUCUCGUCGACUUUUUUUGUAUGUGUGUUUGCGCUGGUCUGCUGGCUGCUGGAGUUGUUGCUCGUCUGAAUGUGUUGCUUGCAUUGAGGUGCAACGCAUUACCAGGGCAGACUCGGAGCCACGGUGCAAACUGUCAGGAAUUAUGUAAACUGAAGGCUCGUAAUAUGUUACUCGUCGCCAGCUGUCACUGAUAUUAGAGUGAUCCCUGUGCUUUGAAGUCUCUCUCUCUCUCUCUCUCUCUCUCUCUCUCUCUCUCUCUCUCUCUCUCUCUCUCUCUCUCUCUCUCAUCUCCUUUCUUCCACCUCCAGGAACUCCUCCCACCCAGGGGCCAUCAGGGGCUAUAUAAAUGAUUGUGAAAAAGAGAGAGAUGAAAAAAAAAUUGAAUAUUUGUUGUGAUUUUGUUACUUUGAAAGGUACCACAGUUGUUGCUAUACUAUAUAUUUUGUGUAUCUCAAGACAGAAGUGAGGUUAUUACUACAUGAUGUCUCUGUAGCACCAGGUCACUUUGGCCGUGUAAGUUAGUGCUGCUGUUUGUGGUUUUCACUUAAUAAACAUAUAUUGGUA
This is a messenger RNA of Scylla paramamosain (green mud crab), 5966 nucleotides long. RefSeq names its product vigilin-like (gene Dp1). Bases 186 to 4055 code for a protein of 1289 amino acids. NCBI's taxonomy places the organism in Eukaryota, Metazoa, Arthropoda, Malacostraca, Decapoda, Portunidae. The transcript is spliced from 21 exons. The record is from RefSeq and is a predicted model, not a curated record. Gene Ontology annotation, molecular function: RNA binding.